GUCAGUCCUUUUGAUUGGCACGAAGAGGCGGCUACGUGAGGUCCUGCUUUACUGAGCUCCUGGGAAAACGAAAUGGAGGGGUUUGUGUCUAACCUAACGGUCUGCAAUCUGGCCUACAGCGGAAAGCUGCAGGAGUUGAAGGAGGAGAUCCUGGCCGAUAAAUCCCUGGCUACUAGAACUGACCAGGAUAGCAGAACUGCAUUGCAUUGGGCGUGCUCAGCAGGACAUACAGAAAUUGUUGAAUUCUUGCUGCAGCUUGGAGUGCCAGUGAAUGAUAAAGAUGAUGCUGGUUGGUCUCCUCUUCAUAUUGCCGCUUCUGCUGGCCGGGAUGAGAUUGUAAAAGCCCUUCUGGGAAGAGGUGCUCAAGUGAAUGCUGUCAAUCAAAAUGGCUGUACUCCCCUACAUUAUGCAGCUUCCAAAAACAGACACGAGUUUUCUUCUCCUUCUUUCCAGAUCGCCGUCAUGUUACUGGAAGGCGGGGCUAAUCCAGAUGCUAAGGACCAUUAUGAGGCUACAGCAAUGCACCGGGCGGCAGCCAAGGGUAACUUGAAGAUGAUUCAUAUCCUUCUGUACUACAAAGCAUCCACAAACAUCCAAGACACUGAGGGUAACACUCCUCUACACUUAGCCUGUGAUGAGGAGAGAGUGGAAGAAGCAAAACUGCUGGUGUCCCAUGGAGCAAGUAUUUACAUUGAGAAUAAAGAAGAAAAGACACCCCUGCAAGUGGCCAAAGGUGGUCUGGGUUUAAUACUCAAGGGAAUGGUGGAAGGUUAAACAGCUUGGAUUUAUUUUUUCUUUGUAUGUUUGUAGUUGUCCCCAGUGUCCUGGAAACAAAUGUACUUGGUGCAUAAGACAUCAUCUAUGAAUGAUGAAGUUUUUUUCAUCUUCAAAGUCUUAUAAACAUUUUGAAUAUUGUUCCUACUGAGAUAUUUGUUCUGAGUUUACAAUUUGCUUUCCAGGCAUGUAAUAACUGUUGAAAUUGUUCUACUGUUGUUGUAUAAUCUAUAUAGAAUUUUGGUUAAUUUUGAGUAAGUGAUUCUGUGACUAUUGUGAGACUUUAGCACUCUCCUGUGCACUCUCUGUCCCCCUCUGAGGCAAAACAACCUCAGUAGCCUCAGGCCAGUUGUUCUGCCAAAUAUUUUAAGGUGGAUUCUAGAAUGUUCCUUCUGUCGAGUUGAAACACAUCCUAACUUGUUUUGCAAGCUCACUCAGAGGCUUAUACCAAAAAUUGCUGUUUUUCCAGCAGUACAUUUAAUUUAUUUUUGUUAUGGGAGGAAUACUUACAUAUUUUAGAGGACCAAAUUUUCAGUUGAAGGGCCUGUUAUUCCAACUUUGGUAUUCAGAAGCACUAAGAUAAUAAAAAAAUGAUAGCCUGUACUCAUGUAUCCUUUUAAUAAGCUGUUUCCAUCUAUAAAAUAUGCUGUUUUUAAAGAGGAAGUUUUUAAGCACCUAGAUUAACUCAUCCUGUAUUGAAAAGAAUGUAAAGCUUGUUAACAUGCUUUGUUCCAAAAAAAUGUACUUUGAUUUGUAUAUCAGAAACUAAAAAAAUAAAAUGUUGAGACAGUC
Messenger RNA from Myotis daubentonii (Daubenton's bat), 1566 nucleotides. RefSeq names its product proteasome 26S subunit, non-ATPase 10 (gene PSMD10). The record is from RefSeq and is a predicted model, not a curated record. The coding region runs from base 73 to 774 and encodes 233 amino acids. Gene Ontology annotation, molecular function: protein binding. Lineage: Eukaryota; Metazoa; Chordata; Mammalia; Chiroptera; Vespertilionidae. The transcript is spliced from 5 exons.